CGCAACGGAGGAUUGCUUGUUUCUUACUUUAUUUCCCUUUUGGGUCGUAUGCGUUGUUUUAUUCUUUCCCCGGUGCUUUUUUCGCGACCGGUAAUCGAUAUAUAUAUCCGAGAGGCAAAAACCGGCUUUUGGGCAAAUUCGCGAUCGUUAUCUUUCUUCUGUCCUGUUUGCUGAUCGCGAACCACGCCGGUCCUGUGACUCUUCACGAUGCAGUUUUCGUGGGUCCAGUAAAGCGAACGGCAGCAGUGUCAUCAACUCAAGUAAGGAAUAGAAUCGAAUUCAUUUAAAUAUCUUGAAUUCGGUGACAGGAAGUGAUAUUUAUUACCAAACCAAGAGGGUGAUGCAGGAUUCCUUCUACGGAGCGUGAGAAUUUAUGUGGUUUGAAGAGUGAAAUACGAAAAAUAAUAUUACCGCCUUCUUUUAAAUGUGCAGUGUCUACCCUAGCUUCGGCGUUGUAGUAAGUCAAGAUAAAGUCAAUUCCUCGAGAAAAUAAUUGAAUUAGCGUGAGUGAAUAAGUGAGAUAAUGCCAUAAUCAAAGAAAAUAGAGCUUGAUUAUAAUUAUUCCAAAAAGUCUUGUGAGAAAGUCCCGACGCAGAAGCCGGCGUAGAUUGCCUUACGAUCUGUGCGCGGGAAAAGUUACCCCAGAGUACAAAUUUGUCUAGUGCUUUAUGUGUAAAAGUGAUUUUUCAAUUCGACCGAUCGAAUCACAGUGAAGCGGGACGAAGGAAUCAUAGAUAUGAGCAAAUUAAGCAAUUACGGUUUAAUUGCCGUGCUACUGGUCCAUAUUACCGUGGUUUGUGGCAAGCUCGAGCCAGUUCACCACAAGUGGUCCCGUUCAGAGAUAAUGGAUGGCAACGGAUUGUAUCUUUUGGAGUGGAAGGUGGACCACAAGGACAUUAUAUUCACGGUAACGGUCAACACGCGUGGAUUCGUUGGGCUAGGAUUUUCGCACAAAAGCGAACGGAUGAGUGGUUCGGAUUUGGUGCUAGCUUGGGUAGAUGAUCGCACCGGGAAGCCGAGUGUAUUGGAUUGUCACGGGGGUAAGGACAGUCAGCGAGCGCCGGUGCAGGAUGAUACGCAGAAUUACCAGGUGGAAGGCGGAUUUCAAAAUCUAACACACACCAUCGUUACAUUUCGCCGGGCACUGGAAACGUGCGAUCCACAUGAUGUGAUUAUCGGGGCGGACACAAUGAAAGUGCUCUGGUCGUAUGGCGAUCGUGACCCGGUUCACGGUAACCUUAAAGACCACGGUAAAAAUCGUGGUGCACGAUCGAUUCAAUUUCUUGGACCACUGUUCAAGAAACCAUCAGAUCCUCAGCUACGACACGACAUCCGCCAGUGGGAUGUCACCGUGAAAAAUGUUUCUAUCGACGCCAGCAUGGAUACCUUGUACUGGUGCAAAAUAUUAAAGGCUCCUACCUUGAGAGAGAAGCAUCACAUCAUCGGCUACGAGGCAAUACUGACAAGGGAGAGCUCCACCAAACAGCCCCUUGUUCAUCACAUGACCUUGUUCGAGUGUGCGCCAAAUUCCUACCCAGGUUCGGAUCCAAACUCUUGGGACGUGUGGGUCAAAAGUAGCGGGGCAGUAUGCAACAGUAAUCUCCUUACUCCACGCGAUUGGGAUUCCUGCAUUACACCAGUGGCCACGUGGGGUGUUGGAGCAUCUGGCCAAUUUCUACCGGAGCAUAUUGGCAUCCCGAUUGGUGGGAACAAAGGAGGUGCCAAAUACUACAUGCUUGAGGUACAUUACGACAACCCACGCGCGAAACGGGUGCUGGAUCAUUCUGGAUUUCGGAUGCAUUAUACAAGACAUGUGCGACAGUAUGAUGCCGGGAUGCUGAUUUCUGGAGUUUCCAUUUCCGACACACAAAUGAUACCUCCAGGUCAAAAGCUGUACAGAAAUGUAGGAAUUUGUGGUCCUUCUUGUACCGGUGCAGUUUUUCCAGCGGGUGGAAUCAACAUUGUAUCGGCGGCAUUACACUCUCACGUUGCCGGUAGAAAAAUGAAGUUAAGGCACGUGAGAGAUGGAAAAGAGCUACCGCGUAUAGUCGAGGAUGAUAACUAUGACCACAACUUUCAGCAAAUCCGUCAGCUUGAAAAUGAGACUAAUAUUAUGCCUGGUGACUAUUUGAUCACGGAUUGUGCCUACGAGACUAUCGGCAGGAAACGACCAACACUUGGAGGUUAUUCGACCAAACAAGAAAUGUGUUUAUCUUUCAUCACAUAUUAUCCAAAGAUUGACCUAGCCGGAUGCUACAGUAUGACUCCUGUUAAGGAAUUCUUCGAAACAUUUGGUGUAUUUCAGUUCUACUCAAUGAACAUGACAGAUGUGGAGAAUUUGUUCCUCUACAACGGAAACAUACUCGAUCUUCUACCUACGACUGUAUUUCCGAAUUUUGCUCCUGGAGGUGACAUUGACGACGAACAGAAUCAAAUCGCCAUUAAGGCACUUCAAAGUGCCAAGGAGUACAGUAUCGUGGAUGAGGAAGAUAUAUUGUACAAAGAAUCAAUUCUUAAUAAAUUGAUAAUAUCCGAUCCCAUCGAAUUCCAUGAUCGGACGUUCCUUUCGCAUCUGAACCAGUUACCUUGGCAGGAGCCACUCUUUACCAGGCGUGUGGAACAGAGUAUACUGACGGGGAAACAUAUGACUUUCUGCCGAGUUUCAAAUGAUUCGAUAUCAGUUGCGGCAGAAAUUUUCAAAUAUCCCACGUUUGACACAUUUGUCAAACCUCCUAGUCACUGUCCUUUCCACCUUUUCGUGGAAUUCAAUCAGUCAUCGGAAGCGAGAAAAUUAUCUAGCACAAAGGCGCUGGUGCUGCUGUUACUAUUAUUUGUCCAUCGAUACCUUUAACUUACGACGACAAACUAGUCCUUGAGACACUAUCCGAGAAGAUUCAAUGUCAUCUACUAAAAGUACGAUCUAGUGUAACGAUCAAUUAUAUCUUCUGUUUCAUUUACAUUGUUUAAAUUUCCCCAUUUAACUUAUUAUCCCUUCACCUCUCUUAGUACUAUAUAAUUGGAUAAUUUAUUUA
Topomyia yanbarensis is the source of this 3032-nucleotide messenger RNA. RefSeq names its product MOXD1 homolog 1. Bases 737 to 2851 code for a protein of 704 amino acids. Gene Ontology annotation, biological process: octopamine biosynthetic process; norepinephrine biosynthetic process; dopamine catabolic process. Lineage: Eukaryota; Metazoa; Arthropoda; Insecta; Diptera; Culicidae. The transcript is spliced from 6 exons. Gene Ontology annotation, cellular component: secretory granule membrane. The record is from RefSeq and is a predicted model, not a curated record. Gene Ontology annotation, molecular function: copper ion binding; dopamine beta-monooxygenase activity.